Medioppia subpectinata is the source of this 723-nucleotide messenger RNA. Lineage: Eukaryota; Metazoa; Arthropoda; Arachnida; Sarcoptiformes; Oppiidae. The record is from the annotation of a GenBank genome assembly.
GAUAUAAUUGAUGCAAUAAAACCUAAAAAUACAUGCAUACAAGUGGACGGCCCGUUGCCUAUUAUGCAUGACUCACCCUUCAGUGAAGACUGUCUGGUGCUUAACAUAUGGACAACAAAUGUAAAGGAAUUAAAACCAGUAAUGUUUUGGAUAUAUGGAGGGGGACUUACUAUGGGAUCAAUAUUUCAAGAGUGGUAUAAUGGGAGCGCUUUGGCCACAAAGGAUGUGGUGGUUGUGUCCGUCAACUAUAGGUUAGGAGCGUUUGGUUUUCUAUACGGGGAUCGGGAGGACGCGCCCGGAAAUGUCGGCUUUUAUGACCAAUUAUUAGCUCUCAAAUGGGUUAGAGAAAACAUCCAAUCAUUUGGCGGAGAUAGGGAUCAGAUCACCAUUUUUGGUGAGAGCGCCGGGAGUUGGUCGGUGUCCGCACACAUACUCUCCCCGCUAUCUAAGGGUAUGUUUCAGAGGGCUAUUAUGGAAAGCGGGGCCACAAUGUAUAACAAGGAGAGGGUUGCUCUGAACAAAACUGAGGCUAUAUUACAGUCCAAAGUAAUAGCCAAACAAUUGAAAUGCAAUGAAAGCGAGGAUUGGAUACAAUGUCUGCGAAGAGCGGACGCCAGAGAUAUACUCAAAUAUUCUGUUGGUUUUUCGACAUAUCCGGUGUUUGGCACAGAAUUUCUGCCCAUUUCUACCCAACAGGCGUUAAAAGACAAGAAAUUCAACAUG